Molecule: messenger RNA, 8959 nt
Organism: Oncorhynchus kisutch (coho salmon)
Lineage: Eukaryota; Metazoa; Chordata; Actinopteri; Salmoniformes; Salmonidae
Product: collagen alpha-1(IV) chain-like
Exons: 48
Coding region: 181-5121 (1646 amino acids)
Biological process (GO): extracellular matrix organization
Cellular component (GO): collagen trimer
Molecular function (GO): extracellular matrix structural constituent conferring tensile strength
Source: RefSeq, a predicted model, not a curated record
GAUCAGAAAGAGGCUCACAACGUCCAGGGCAAAUAUGCAACCCAACGCACUGCACAAGCUCUGCUGAUAGUCUGUAUUUAUUUUAAGAAGAAGAAUACGAAGGUUUCAACAAGUGGUCUUUAGUGGACAUUCGGGACAGUUGUAGGCCUACAUACAUUUCCAUUGCGUCCCUAAGCAAUAAUGUUCCAGAGUUGCACCCUGGUUUUGUUGGUGGCUCUCUGCUACGCCGUAUACCAGACAGAGGCGGAGGGGUGCUCUGGGUCAUCAUGUGAAGGGAAAUGUGACUGCAGUGGAGUGAAAGGAGCAAAGGGUGAGCGUGGAUUUCCUGGUCUCCAAGGCAACAUGGGGUUCCCGGGCAUGCAGGGCCAUGAGGGACCCGCAGGGCCGAUGGGCCCUAAGGGAGAGUAUGGCGAGUCGGGGACUCCCGGGAUGAAAGGAACACGUGGUCCUAAUGGUUUGCCAGGCUUCCCAGGAAACCCAGGGCUUCCGGGCAUCCCUGGACAAGACGGCCCUCCUGGAUCGCAGGGUAUCCCAGGGUGCAAUGGAACAAAGGGAGAUCGAGGGACAGACGGACAGUCUGGGUUCCCUGGUCUGCAGGGUCCUCCUGGUAUCCCCGGACUUAUGGGAAUGAAAGGAGAUGCAGGUGGUGUUAUUGGAGUCAUCCCACUGAAAGGAGAUAAAGGAUUCCCUGGAACACCUGGUUUACUGGGUCCCAAUGGCCCCUCGGGGCCUGAAGGCCCACCAGGAAACCAGGGAUCAGAUGGACCCAGAGGUUUCCCUGGCCCACCUGGCCCCAAAGGAGAAAAGGGGGACAGGCUGUCUUUCCAGAGUGAGAAGGGAGACAAGGGACAACAAGGGUUCCGUGGCCCACCUGGCCCCCCUGGCCCCCCCGGACCUCCGUCACAGGAAGCGGGAGGAAAUGCGGUUUUAAAUUACCUCCCAGGACCACCGGGUCAGAGAGGAGAUACAGGAGACAGAGGAGAGAAAGGUUUUUGCAUUCCACAUCUAAACGGGGUCAAGGGUGAACAAGGGCUACCAGGACCAAGGGGAAAACCUGGCAAAGAUGGAGAAAAUGGAUUUAAGGGAGAGAGAGGCUUUCCUGGUGGCCCUGGAUACCAUGGAACACCGGGUGAAAAGGGAGAGAGAGGCCCUCCAGCAAAUGGUGAUGGUGCUCCUGGCUCUCCUGGACCCCCUGGCCUCCCAGGCUUGCAAGGAGAAAGAGGUUUCCCUGGUAUUCAAGGAGCUCUGGGCCUACCAGGCAGGCACAUUGAGGGACCCCCCGGAGAGAAGGGCCGGCCAGGAGAGGUCGGUCAGAAGGGAGACAGAGGUGCAGAAGGGGAGUCUCUCAGAGGAAAGCCUGGACAAGAUGGGCUUGUAGGACACCCUGGUCCUCCCGGACCCCCUGGGGAUGAGCCAUGUGAUCCGGCCCUUGAAAAGGGCCCACCUGGGCCCCCCGGCCCACCUGGACUACAGGGGGAGUUAGGACAGAAAGGUGAUCAGGGAGACACGUGUGUGCAGUGCGAAGCCUUCGGCCCAACUGGACUCCCUGGCCCCCAGGGGCCCAAAGGACUGCAAGGUUAUCCUGGAGCGGCAGGCAGUAAAGGAGACAAGGGUGUGCCUGGACCUGCUGGGCUUGAUGGAAGCCCUGGUAAUUCAGGUACUCCUGGGUUGGUAGGUGCUCCAGGAGCCCAUGGUGAACCUGGCGACAUCUACCUGGCUCCAGGGCUGAAGGGGGACAAAGGUCUGCCUGGUUUCGUUGGCACACGAGGUCUACCUGGUGUAGAUGGACUGCCAGGGAAAGAAGGACUAGCAGGCCUGCCUGGAUCCAAAGGAGAACCUGCCAGAGAGGGCAUCAAGGGGGACCGUGGUCUCGAUGGGGACCCUGGUUUCUCUGGACCCCCAGGAGAGAGGGGUCCUCCUGGGGUACCAGGGUUUGGCCGGCCGGGGGAGCCUGGAGAGAAGGGUACAUCUGGUCAACAAGGCCGACUUGGAAUCCCUGGACAACCAGGAGUGAAAGGUGAACCAGGUAAAGAUGUGAGCUCACCUGGACCCCAGGGCUCCCCCGGACCUCGAGGACAAUCUGGCAUCCCUGGACUACAAGGUGACAGAGGACUUCAGGGAGACCCUGGAAUGCCAGGAUUCCCCGGACAGAAAGGUGACUCAGGUGUCCCCGGCAUUGGAUUCCCAGGAAUACCCGGGCCUAAAGGAUACUCUGGAGCUCCAGGAGCCCCUGGGUUGCCAGGAGAGCCUGGGAGAUCUGGACAGGAUGGUUUCUCUGGAAAACCAGGCACACCUGGUCCAAAGGGUGAGCCAGGUCGGGGUCUACCUGGUCCUAAAGGUUCUCAGGGCCCUCCUGGAGAGACAGGUUUUCAUGGAGAUAAAGGCAACGUUGGUCCAACUGGUAUUCCUGGACAAGAGGGACACACAGGACCACCUGGAGCUCAGGGAAUUCAAGGUGACCCUGGCCCCCCUGGUCAGCAUGGUGGCACUGGACCCCCUGGACCCCCUGGAUCAGGGGAACCUGGGGCCCCUGGACCAGUAGGACCCCCUGGAGAGCCAGGCCCCUUUGGUCAUGAAGGUGUGAAAGGAGAUAAGGGCUUCCCUGGCUCUCCUGGUCUGGACAUGCCCGGCCCCCAGGGAGAGAAGGGAGACUCAGGAUUCCCUGGACUGUCUGGAUCAAAAGGGUUGCCAGGAAGACCUGGCCCGGCUGGCAGAGACGGAUUCCCCGGAGACCCAGGCCUCAAGGGAGAGAUGGGAGUCAUGGGAACGCCUGGAACACCAGGAUAUCAGGGUUCUGCUGGGAGCCCUGGAACUCCUGGACAGAGAGGCAACCCGGGUGUCUCUGGGCCUAGGGGGGAGUUUGGUGAGCCUGGACCCAAAGGAGAGAGGGGAGAGCAGGGUCUGCAGGGUCCUCCUGGCAACAUGAGUGAGCUGAACAUGGGGUCCAUGAAGGGACAGAAAGGAGACAGCGGAGACCCAGGUGACCCUGGACACACCGGAGAGAAGGGUUAUCCUGGACAGGCCGGAGUACCUGGUAUGCCAGGAAAGGAUGGAGAGCCCGGUACACCUGGUCAACCAGGUGAGAAAGGAGACACAGGUGUUCCUGGUGAGCCCGGCAGUACUGGCUAUCCUGGAAACAAAGGAAGCAUUGGAGAAAUGGGAUAUCCAGGUUCUGUGGGUCCGAAGGGUGCUAAAGGCAUUGUGGGCACAACGGGUCACCCAGGGUUCCUGGGUACAGAGGGGGUGAAAGGAGACAAGGGAACAGUCGGUUUGCCAGGUGUCGGAGUGCCAGGACCUCCUGGAGAGAAGGGUCAGUUGGGUCUAACUGGUUUCCCUGGUAACGCAGGAGAGAAGGGUCAGAAGGGAGGAAUGGGAGUCCCCGGGAUGCCAGGAACACCAGGAACAAAGGGAGACACUGGUUACAUUGGUCACCCAGGUCAGCCGGGUCGGCCAGGAGAGAAAGGUGUCGGUGGGCUGCCCGGGUCAACAGGAGAGCCAGGUCAAACAGGUCGACCAGGUGAGCCUGGUCUGCAGGGUCCCCCAGGUCCGACUGGAGAGAAAGGAGAGUCAGGAGUGGACGGCAUUCCUGGAUCAUCAGGAGACAGAGGAGACCAAGGUUUUCCUGGCAGAGGCUUCCCAGGAACGCCGGGGUCGUCUGGGUUUAAAGGUGAUAAGGGUAGUCCAGGUUUCCCAGGAUCCCCAGGUAUCCCGGGUAUCCCAGGGACCAGGGGAGAGAAGGGUACGGCAGGCUUCCAGGGCUCCCUGGGCCAGCCAGGAGAACAGGGCCACCCAGGACCCUCCAUGGAGGGGCCCAAAGGAGACCAAGGAGUGCCAGGAAAGCCUGGAGAACCAGGUACCAGUGGUGUUCCAGGUCCUGCUGGUGUUCCCGGCAGCGCGGGGGGGAAGGGAGACAAGGGAGAUCAGGGUGGACAAGGAGUACAGGGCGAGCAGGGCUUAAAGGGAGAACGAGGAUACUCUGGACUUCCUGGGCAAUCUGGCCUUCCAGGUGUUGAUGGACUGAAGGGAGAGAUGGGACUGCAGGGUGUGCCUGGUUUCCCAGGGACAAAGGGUGAAUUGGGUGUGUUUGGAUUGAAAGGAGAGCUGGGAGACAGAGGAUUCCCAGGAACUAAAGGUAAUGAUGGCCCCCCUGGUCCUCCUGGCCUCCACACCUUCAUCAAGGGAGAAAGCGGCUUCCCGGGUAGUCAGGGCCCUCAGGGGCCUGUGGGGCCCUCAGGUUUCCCUGGGCUGAAAGGACAGCAAGGUAUGACAGGUAUUCAGGGUAUUAAAGGUGACGAGGGAAACCCUGGGAUUAACGGUCUCCCCGGAGCCAAGGGAGAACCAGGCCUGCUUGGUCCCUCAGGACCGAGAGGGUAUCCCGGACCCCCUGGACCUGAUGGUGUUCCGGGUCAGGUAGGUCCUCCCGGCCCCUCCUCCAUGGAGCAUGGUUUCCUGGUAACCAGGCACAGCCAAUCGGUGGAGGUUCCACAGUGUCCAGAGGGAACAUCGCUGAUCUAUGAUGGAUACUCCCUACUCUACAUCCAGGGCAAUGAGCGUUCCCACGGACAGGACCUGGGUACGGCUGGUAGCUGUCUGAGGAAGUUCAGUCCCAUGCCCUUCCUCUUCUGUAACAUCAACAACGUCUGUUACUUUGCCUCCCGUAACGACUACUCCUAUUGGCUUACCUCCCCUGAGCCCAUGCCAAUGAACAUGGACCCUAUCACCGGCCAGGGCAUCAGGCCCUUCAUCAGCAGGUGUUCUGUGUGUGAGGCUCCUGCCAUGGUGAUAGCAGUACACAGUCAGAAUAUCAUGAUCCCAUCAUGCCCCAAUGGCUGGGACUCACUCUGGAUUGGCUACUCCUUCGUCAUGCAUACCAGUGCAGGUGCUGAGGGCUCUGGCCAGGCCCUGGCAUCUCCUGGCUCCUGCCUAGAAGAGUUCCGGAGCGCUCCCUUCAUCGAGUGUCACGGGCGGGGAACCUGCAACUACUACGCCAACUCCUACAGCUUCUGGCUGGCCGCCAUCGAGGACAAUGAGAUGUUUACGAAACCCAUACCCACCACGCUAAAGGCAGGAAGUCUCCGGACUCACAUUAGCCGUUGCCAGGUGUGCAUGAAGAGGACAUAGGCCUCGCCGCUGACCUCUGUGUGACCCUUAACCCGUGACCGCACCAAUCUUUCCGCGGUGUGGCUUGACUUCUUGUUAUUGAUCAAAGGAUGGUGCUAUUUCACUGUGUGUGAGGGAGGAGAAGGACAGAGACACACAGACAACAAAAUACCCAGAGAUUGCCGAAAGAGCAGAUCACACACACACACACACCGGAGACCAAGCCAUAACACCAACCGGCCCUUCGCUCCAUCAUGCAGAACUCUUUACUAACAUUAUCACAACGUUUCUCUAAUGAAUGGCGCCCAGUUUACGACUGCACUGAGUACACCCCCCCUCCCCAUUUGUAAACUGGCGUCCAUUUUGAAAGGGGGUGUUUGUGCAAGUCAGGUGCUAUUGAAUCUUAUCUAUUUGCCUUAUUAUUUUCACUCAAUGCCACUGACUUUCAGCUCUGAGUUACAGUUAUAGAUAUUGUUAUUGUUCUUCACGUCUUUUAUCUUUUUACUCUUUAAGUAACACAGUACUAAUUUAAGAAUGGGAGUUACCACUGGCUACAGAUGCUUGUCACAGUGAGAGAUCACCAUAGGUUAAGUGUUGCUAGCACACAGGCAUAGGGAUGGUUAUGUUGUAAAUAUAUUGCUUUUCUUUUUCCUACUUAACAUAAAAGCCACCAUAAUCUCUAUUUCAAUUUGUAUUUUAUUUAUGAAAUUUAUGAGAAUAUGUAGAGUGGAUUUGAGUUGCCAAAUAACCAUAAACAAUGUGAGAUAUGAAAGUACAGUAUGUUAUUCUGGUCCAGCCGGACCCAGGCACUUAAAGUUACAAUACUGCGUUUAGCAUUACAUGUUACAUUUAGCAUUAUAUGUUACAUUUAGCAUUACAUGUUACAUUUAGCAUUACAUGUUACAUUUAGCAUUACAUGUUACAUUUAGCAUUACAUGUUACAUUUAGCAUUAUAUGUUAAAUUUAGCAUUACAUGUUACAUUUAGCAUUACAUGUUACAUUUAGCAUUACAUGUUACAUUUAACAUUACAUGUUACAUUUAGCAUUAUAUGUUAAAUUUAGCAGUACAUGUUACAUUUAGCAUUAUAUGUUAAAUUUAGCAGUACAUGUUACAUUUAGCAUUACAUGCUACAGUUAGCAUUACAUGUUACAUUUAGCAUUACAUGCUACAGUUAGCAGUACAUGUUACAUUAAGCAUACAUCAGUCCUGCCGCUAUAGGCCAAGACCUCCAGUGCCUUGUGGUUCACUAUGAAAAACAGAACAGUGAAAUAAAGCUGUGGCAACAUCACUGAAAGUGUGUAUGUACAGUGCAUUCGGAAAGUAUUCAGACCCCUUGAGGUUUUACAUAUUUUGUUACCUUCCAGCCUUAUUCUAAAAUGGAUAACAAAACAAAUCCUCAUUGAUCUACACAAAAUAACCCAUAAUGACAAGUGAAAACAGGUUUCUCAACAUUUUUGCAAAUGUAUUAAAAAUAAAAAAUGGAAAACCCUUAUUUACAUAAGUAUUGUGUCAAGGCACAGAUCUGGGGAAGGGUACCAAAAAGUGUCUGCAGCAUUGAAGGUCCCCAAGAACACAGUGGCCUCCAUCAUUCUUAAAUGGAAGAAAUUUGGAACCACCAAGACUCUUCCUAGAGCUGGCUGCCAGGCCAAACUGAGAAAUCGGGGGAGAAGGGUCUUGGUCAGGGAGGUGACCAAGAACCCGAUGGUCACUCUGACAUGGCUCUAGAAUUCUUCUGUGGAGAUGGGAGAACCUUUCAGAAGGACAACCAUCUCUGCAGCACUCCAACAAUCAGGCCUUUAUGGUAGAGUGGCCAGACGGAAGCCACUCCUCAGUAAAAGACACAUGAAAGCCAGCUUGGAGUUUGCCAAAAGGCACCUAAAGACUCUCAGACUGGGGCGAAGGUUCACCUUCCAACAGGACAUCGACCCUAAGCACACAGCCAAGACAACGCAAGAGUUGCUUCGGGACAAGUCUCUGAAUUUCCUUGAGUGGCCCAGCCAGAGCCCGGACUUGAACCCGAUCUAACAUCUCUGGAGAGAGCUGAAAAUAGCUGUGAAGCAACGCUCCCCAUCCAACCUUACAGAGCUUGAGAGGAUCUGCAGAGAAGAAUGGGAGAAACUCCCCAAAUACAGGUGUGCCAAGCUUGUAGUGUCAUACCCAAGCAGAUUGUUGUAGAGGUUGUAAUUACUGCCAAAAGUGCCUCAACAAUGUACUGAGUAAAGGGUCUGAAUACUUAUGUAAAUGAGAUAUUUCUGUUUUUUAUUUUUAAUAAAUUAGCAACAAUUUCUAAAAAACUGUUUUUGCUUUGUCAUUAUGGGGUAUUGUGUGUAGAUUGAUAAGGGAAAAAACGAUUUAAUGCAUUUUAUAAUAAGUCUGUAACCUAACAAAAUGUGGAUACUUUCAGAAUGCACUGUAUGUGUAUGUCACACACACACACACACACACACACACACACACACACACACACACACUUAGUACGGGGGGGGGGGGGGGUAAGCUUGCCAUGUCUAUGCAGAGUGUUUGUGUGUUUUAUCACAAGCCGAAGGAGUUUCCACACACGCUCACACACACUUGCUCUUGUUGACGGAGAAACUUCAUGGCUUGUAGUUUGUGUGCAGAAGAAUCCUUAAAAAGAGGAAGAGAGUCGUCAAACACUUAUCUGUUCACUCAGCCACUCAAUCUACUUAGUGUGCAGCAAUAGUUCUGUGUAUGUUUCUGAAUAAGUCUUUCACAUUAUUUUGCAUGUUGAAGAUUAUUAAUCAUAUGCUAGAACCCAAAGAAAAGCACAUGUAUAUUCUUAUUAUUACACUGAUAUACUUGACCAUGCCAACUAAAUAGCAUUACUCUUCCUGUACAUACAGAACAUAGAGGGGAAGGGGAUACCUAGUCAGUUGCACAACUGAAUGCAUUCAACCAAAAUGUGUCUUCCUCAUUUGACCCAACCCCUCUGAAUCAGAGUGGUGCGGGCUGACUUCAUCAACAUCAUUGGCACCCAGGGAGCAGUUGUUAGGGGUUAAGUGCCUUGCUCAAGGGCAGAACAGUAGAUGUUUCCACCUUGCCAGCUCGAGAUUUGAACCAGUGACCUUUCAGUUACUGGUCUAACACUCUUAAUCACUAGACUUCUUGUUGCCCCCUAGAUAGGCCUAAUGCAAAAGUCUUCCUGUGACAAUUAGCUAGAUAGAUUUAGAUAUACUAGAUUUGCCAUUUUUGUCAAAGACAGAGAGGGAUGCAUGUAUGACUAUGCAUUUCAAGAUUCCUGUGUGUUUUAAAUCUACAGUACUUUCAAACACCUUUUUAAGAAUUUAUAUUGCCAACUGGCAGGUGUCCCAAAUCUAGAACAUGAACCCUUCCCUGCUGCUCCCCUCUUUCUUCUGAUGUUGAACUCUUGAACUCUAGAACCAGCCCUGAAUCAGUCAAGUAUCAAAUUAAUUAGAUGGAAGAAAUUAAGCUACCAGACCUUACAAGCUACUUGUAACCAACAAUCUUUCAUAUAAUUAGUUUUGACCCAAUCAUAGCCUUUUGAAAGUAGAAGGCUCUCAUUGGCUAACAUGACUCAUCCUGCCCUUUGGUCUUGGUCAAUGAGGGUCAGAUUCAGAGAUUUAUUUCCAUAUCACCUAUACAUGAUUGCAUCCUCUUCUCAUAUUAUGUCAUUACUCAACCAUAUUUGAUUUUGUUUUGUUAUUAUUCUUCCCAAAUGCUCAUUCAUAAAUACCGUAUAAGCAGGACUCAUUGAGGAGUAAGACAAGAGUCCUCGGGUUGUAGUCCCUAAUUUAUGAUGAGUAAACAGACCAAAACUAUUCCUCUCACCUCCCAGUCCCCAAACUGUGUAACUCAUUCAAUAAAAUAAUUUCUAUGAAA